Messenger RNA from Phalaenopsis equestris, 3123 nucleotides. Its product is annotated as tRNase Z TRZ3, mitochondrial-like. Gene Ontology annotation, biological process: mitochondrial tRNA 3'-end processing. Gene Ontology annotation, molecular function: 3'-tRNA processing endoribonuclease activity. The record is from RefSeq and is a predicted model, not a curated record. Bases 46 to 3024 code for a protein of 992 amino acids. Gene Ontology annotation, cellular component: mitochondrion. The transcript has 13 exons. NCBI's taxonomy places the organism in Eukaryota, Viridiplantae, Streptophyta, Magnoliopsida, Asparagales, Orchidaceae.
GGCAACUAAUAUUUUCUCACCAAACACCGCCUAAAUCCGAGGGCAAUGUCACAAAUCACAACCCUGAGGCUUCUCUGCUCUUCUUCCUCCUUUCUCAUCCCAAAUCCCUUCUUAAGAUUCUCCUUCUCUUUAUCCCUCCUUUCGAAGUCCAGGGCUUUACUGAGUUCUCACUUCUCCGCCCUCACCGUGCGUUCCUACUACGGUCGAAGAGGAAGACGACCCCCUGGCCGUGGCGGACGUUUUCAGCACAGGAGAGGAAACAGUACGUUGAGAGAGGAGCGAAGGAAGGACAUAGAUCCUGCUCCGGUGCGUGAAAUGGAGGAAGCGGGGAUGGUGGGAUUCAACAAGAGAAGGGCGGAAGGGAGGGAUAAGAGUUACAGGCCCAGGACUCUCCAGCUCAAGAGUCGAAAGCUGAAUCCUGUAAACACCGUUUGUUAUGUACAGAUUUUGGGCACUGGAAUGGACACACAGGACACCUCAGCAUCUGUUUUUUUGUUCUUUGAUAAGCAGAGGUUUAUAUUUAACGCUGGAGAGGGAUUGCAACGAUUCUGCACAGAGCACAAAAUCAAGUUAUCGAAGGUUGAUCAUAUAUUCUUAACUAGAGUGUCAUCAGAAACUGCCGGAGGUCUUCCAGGUCUUCUGCUUACUCUAGCCGGGAUAGGAGAGGAGGGAAUGUCAAUUAAUGUCUGGGGUCCUUCUGACCUUAAAUAUCUGGUUGAUGCCAUGCUUUCAUUUAUUCCAAAUGCCGCCAUGGUGCACGCUCACAGCUUUGGGGAAAAGCAAAGCGCUAAUGGAGUUGCAGUUUUGGAUCAUAAUUUGGGUUGUUCUGUUGAUCCAAUUGUUCUUAUAGAUGAUGAGGUUAUCCGUUUGUCAGCAAUUCUCUUGAGGCCAAAUUGCUCUGGAGGCUCAUCUAUGAAGCCUGGUGAUGUUGCUGUGGUCUACGCUUGUGAGCUACCUGACAUUAAGGGAAAGUUUGAUCCAGAAAAAGCUGUAUCCCUUGGGUUGAAACCUGGACCAAAAUAUCGAGAGUUACAGCUUGGCAACUCAGUCAUGUCAGACAGUCUUAACAUUAUGGUUCAUUCUAGCGAUGUUUUAGGUCCUUCAAUUCCUGGUCCAAUUGUGCUUCUUGUAGACUGUCCUACGCCAUCACAUAUGCAAGAUUUGUUCUCUGCACAAUCUCUCAAUUCUUAUUAUGUAGAUUCACCAGAUUGUCAAAGAGAGGGCGUUAAAUUAGUGAAUUGUGUAAUUCAUCUUGGACCAGCUUCUGUAACGAAGAAUACUGAUUAUCAAAUAUGGAUGAAGAGGUUUGGAAAAGCGCAACACAUCAUGGCAGGAUAUGAAAUGAAAAAUAUGAAAAUUCCUAUCCUUAAAUCAAGUGCAAGAAUUUCAUCAAGGCUUAACUAUCUCUGUCCACAACUGUUCCCAGCUUUGGGAGCUUGGCCGUCUGAGAAUGGAUUCAUUCCUUCUCUUAGAGACUCUAUUGUUCCGUGUGAGGCUCACUCUUCAGGUUUUGUUGAUAGUGUCUCAGCUGAAAAUCUACUGAAGUUUCACUUGCGUCCCUACUCUCAGCUUGGAUUGGACAGAUCUGCUAUUCCGAGCCUGCUUAAUCACACACAAAUAUUCAAUGAACUAUAUUCUGAAAUCCCAGAAAUUAUAGACGUUUCUGAAUUUAUAAGUUCGUUCUGGAAGAAUCAUGUUGAAAAUAAAGGUUUGAGACCCAUGAAGUGUAGUGAUGUGGUGGAGGAACCAUGGAUAAAAGAAGCUUCUCACCUUUCUGACAACUUAGAAAAUCAAAGGGAAAAUACAUCUAAAGAAGGAUAUCCUUGGCUAAAUUUCAAUCAGAAACCAGAACUUGAUCCCUCUGAUAUUCCCACCUGCUUGGACAAUGUAACCAGAGAAGACAUGGAAAUUGUUCUGUUGGGUACAGGCUCCGCACAACCCUCAAAGUAUCGAAAUGUCAGUUCUAUCUUUAUCAAUCUUUUCACCAAAGGAAGUUUACUGCUAGAUUGUGGUGAAGGCACUUUGGCACAGUUGAAAAGAAGGUUUGGAGUUUUAGGCGCAGAUAAUGCUCUGAAAACAUUAAAAUGUAUAUGGAUUUCUCAUAUUCAUGCCGAUCAUCAUACUGGUCUAGCUAGAAUACUUGCACUGCGAAGCCAGCUUUUGAGGGACUUGCCUCAUGAGCCUUUACUUGUAAUUGGACCAAGGCCAUUGAAGAGAUUUUUAGAUGCUUAUUCUAAACUUGAAGAUCUGGAUAUGUUAUUCUUGGACUGCAGACACACAACAGAAGCUUUCAUGGAUAUUGUUCACAGUUCCAAUGGCUUUCAUGAAGAUCGCUUUGCUAAUGUUGAAGAAAAAGAAAGCAGAGGAAAAGAAGCCGAGCCUCAAACUUUAGAAACUAACUUAUUUGCACAAGGGAGUAAAAUGCAAAGCUAUUGGAAGAGACCUGGAAGUCCGGUUGAUAAGGCUACAGUUAUGCCAAUUUUGAGGCAUCUGAAGGACUUGCUUCUUAAAGCAGGUUUAGAGGCUUUAUAUAGUGUCCCCGUUGUACACUGCCCUCAGGCAUUUGCUAUUGUUUUGAAAGCAGCUGAAAGGACAAAUAGUGUGGGAAAAGCCAUACCAGGCUGGAAACUAGUUUAUUCAGGUGAUACAAGACCAUGCCAAUCACUCAUCGAUGCUUCUCGCAACGCAACUGUUCUUAUCCAUGAGGCAACUUUCGAGGAUGGCUUGGCAGAGGAAGCCGUGGCAAGAAAUCACAGCACCACAAUGGAGGCUAUAGAGGUGGGAUCGAAAGCAGGAGCUUAUCGUAUAAUUCUCACUCAUUUCAGCCAGAGAUAUCCCAAAAUCCCAGUUUUUGAUGAGGCUCACAUGCACAAUACAUGUGUUGCCUUCGAUCUGAUGAGCGUUAACGUUGCAGAUCUUCCUCUGCUUCCGAAGGUUCUCCCAUUUUUAAAAGUGCUUUUCAAAAAUGAAAUAGUUGUGGAUGAAUCUGAUGAUGCUAUGGAUGUAGAUGCAGGCCAAUAUUGAGGUAGGAUGAACAUUCCAGCUAAUCCUUGUUUCUUUGAUCAUUCCUUAGAAGAUUUAAAUGCAAACCACUCAAUUCUUAUGUAUUUACAUAUUUGCCAA